Messenger RNA from Diabrotica virgifera virgifera (western corn rootworm), 567 nucleotides. Its product is annotated as ring-infected erythrocyte surface antigen-like. Lineage: Eukaryota; Metazoa; Arthropoda; Insecta; Coleoptera; Chrysomelidae. The record is from RefSeq and is a predicted model, not a curated record. The coding region runs from base 1 to 567 and encodes 188 amino acids. The transcript is spliced from 2 exons.
AUGAGAAUAAAACUAGACGAGACUAGUCAAAAAGCAGAAGAGAAUAAUAAAUCAUUAGAGCAGAAAUUAGAAGAAAAUAGUCAAAGAGUAGAAGAAAAAUUAGUAGAAAAUAGUCAAAAAGCAGAAGAGAAUAAUAAAUCAGUAGAGCAGAAAUUAGAAGAAAAUAGGGAGAAAUUAGAAGAAACAUUAGAGAAGAUGGAAUAUAAACUUGAAGAGAACAUUAAAAGAAUAGAAGAACAAAUGGAACAGAGAGUAAAUAAGAGUAUUGGAGAAGUAAAAAUGUUGUACGGAGAGAUCAUGAAUAAACAUGAAAAUUUAGAAACAAAAUUAACUUCUGAAAAUCAAGAAAUAGUAGUUCAAAUACAACAGCAUAAAGAAAGAAUACAUAUGGUAGAAGAAGAAAUAGAAAAGGAAGCAGAAUGGACGAACAACAGAUUUAUGAUGGUAGAUGAAAAUAUAAAUGAAAUAAAGAAAGAACAGAAAACAUCUAAAGAAAAGGAGGAUCAAUUGGAAAAUAAAUGGACGAUUGAAGUAAAAGAAGUGAAACAAGAAAUAGAAAAAAUGUAG